Vitrella brassicaformis is the source of this 1201-nucleotide messenger RNA. Lineage: Eukaryota; Vitrellaceae. The record is from the annotation of a GenBank genome assembly.
AAAAACAGCACCUUGAGGUCGUUCUUGAUGUGGGGCUGCCGGGCUCUCCCUCGCCGUCUUGGCGUGACAUCCGCUUGCGCGUCCUCAGCGACCACCGCUCCGACCUCAGCCCCCGGGGCGUUGUCGAGGGCACUGCCGCAGAUGCCUUACGCUGUGCGGUUCCCCUUUGACAAGAUCGUGGCCAACACCAUGCGGCCAGGCGACAUCUUCAAACUGGACGGUGGGGUGGGUGACAGACAGAGAGGACGGUCUGCCCAGAUGAGCAUUCCAUUCAUCACGCGUGUUGUCUUGUGCGUGCCUCUGUGUGUGUGUGUGUGCAGACAAGUAUUACGAGAUCCGCAGCUAUGAGCACCGGAACAAGGGCAGAGGGACGGCGUCGGCAAAGGCGCGCAGACACUCACACCGACGGACAAACAGAUGACCCACCAAGAUGCUCUCUCUCUCUCUCUCUGUGUGUGUGUGUGUGUGUGUGUGUGCAGUUCCAGGUGAUCGAGCUGAUGACACAGAAGCAGAUCCCAGACAUGAGCUUUGUCGUCGACAAGAAACUCGACAGUGAGCAGCGAGCGGUGCACACACGAGCCAGCCACCUUUAGUGCCAUCUGCCAUCUGCCACGUGUGUCUGUGUGGUGUGUGUGUGUGUGGGGGGGGUGUCCUCCCUCCCUCCCCCCUGUGUGUGCUGCCUGCCCUGCUUGCGUCAGGGCCCGUUAUAGAGAAGUUGAAUUGCACGGUCAUGUACGUGGACGCCGACGGCAAACACCUGGUCGUGGCUGACGAAAACUAUGAUGAGGUCCACAUACCAAUUCAGCUGUGCGCCGGGGCAGAGAAGUACUGCGAAGGUCAGUGAGUGAGUGGCAGACAACUGGCUCUAUCUCCUGGUGUGGUUCUCCACUUGUGUGUGUGUGUGUGUUGGUUGUAUGCAGCGGGUACGCCAGUAGGUGUGCUCAAGUGUGAGGAUGAUUUUGUGAAGCUGCAGUUCCCUUCACAAGUGCUCUCGGCCGUCAGGAAAGGCGGCAAGUGAGUCACCCGCCCACUCACCACUCACUCAGGCAGGAUCUGUCUCUGCUGAUUCGUUCGAUCAGCCGACGUGAGUGAGACUGUGAGAGUGCCAAUGGCAUAUAUAUAUGAUGCAUGUCCUCGUGUCCACUCCACAUGAAUGACCUAUCCUAUACCGCCCACACUAGCUAGCAAAUCCAUCCAUCCA